Messenger RNA from Rhipicephalus sanguineus (brown dog tick), 954 nucleotides. RefSeq names its product transcription factor Adf-1. Gene Ontology annotation, cellular component: transcription regulator complex; nucleus. The record is from RefSeq and is a predicted model, not a curated record. NCBI's taxonomy places the organism in Eukaryota, Metazoa, Arthropoda, Arachnida, Ixodida, Ixodidae. Gene Ontology annotation, biological process: regulation of transcription by RNA polymerase II. The coding region runs from base 1 to 954 and encodes 317 amino acids. The transcript is spliced from 4 exons.
AUGGGGAUUGAAGGGGCGGAGUUCAAAGCUUGGUACGAUGAGAAGGAGGCACAAGCGCGAGAGGAACGGGCUGCGGAACGCGAAGCUAAGAAGGAACAACUCGAACUGGAGACACGUGCCAAGAAGGAGCAGCUGGAAAUGGAGAACCAGAACUUGCUAUUGCGUCUCAAAGUCGCCGAAGCUGAGGCGAUGUCCAACCUCGAAAAGCACGAAUUCAACGAGCGUCUUAUCGACGAAGUUGAGAAAGAAAGCGUGAUAUGGGACAUGACGAGCCGGCUGUACAAGUCCCAGCAACUGAAAGAAGUAGCAUGGCGGCGUGUCGCAACCGCAAUGGGAUCCAACGUGGGGGAAGUGAAGGCACGCUGGAAGAACCUGAGGGAUUCGUUCCGACGGGUGUUCAAAGCCCGCCACCCUGUCCUGCAAAGUGGUGCUGGAGCCGAGGACAGCGAAGUGGAAGAUUCGGUAAAGUCCUGGAUAUUCUACGACCGCCUGCUGUUUCUCCAAGACAGCAUCGUAGGCCGGCCUACCUCGGGAAACCUUGAGCAGUUGCGUGAUGUCGAGAGUGAGGACACUGAGCAAGGACAAAACAAUGAGGAAACAAUGAGUCUGUUCACGGACAUCUAUUCGGAAACGAGCACCUCGACGGAACCUGACACGUGCCCACGUACUACACGGAGAAAAGCGAGCACGAGCUCAGCAGCAGCUACCCAGAUUUCAACUAAUUCCAGCCAAAAUUCUCGGCCAGAGGGUGGUCGCAAACGCAAGAAGCCAUAUGACGACGAAAUAGCAUCACUUACAAGCAUUGUGUCCAAAGUACCGGACGAGGCAGAGCAUUUUGGGCAGCUUAUUGCCGCCAAGCUGAGGCGAUGUCCACCAAGGCUUAGGGAAGACAUGGAAUUGGAUUUGCUUAACACCGCUGCAAAGUAUCUGCAUGACAGUGAGCCGGACUCUUGA